GCUGUUUCACUGAAAAUGGACGCCAACAUCGUUGUCAUGGGGACAGAAAGCGUCGGGAAAUCAGCUCUGACUGUGCGCCUCUUAACCCGGAGAUUCAUCGGAGAGUACGGAGAUAUUGAAUCCAUCUAUAGCCACAGUUUGAUGGGAGAUGGUCGGGAAAUCACUCUCAAUAUUUGGGAUUCACCUUAUUCUGGGGAUUUGUCUGCGGAGACGUCACUCUUUCAGAAGAAGGUCCAGUGGGCAGACGGCUACAUUCUUGUCUACAGCAUCUGCGACAGGGCUAGUUUCAACAUGGUCGGCAGGCUCAUCCAGACCAUCAAGUCCACUAAAGACUACCUGAACGCAGACAAAGCGCCCAUAGUGAUAGUGGGCAACAAGAGGGACCUGCACCACAGGCGGACAGUGCUGAGCGAGGAGGGCUGGCUGCUGGCUCUCAAAACUGACUGCCACUUCUACGAGGUGUCGGCGGCCGAGAACUACCACAGCGUGCUCAUGGUGUUUCACGGGCUGGUGGACAGGAUGAAGGACGCCAAGCUGACCGCCAAGAGGCCUUUGGGUUUCAAGGGCAUAGUGAAAAGCAUGUCUGCAGUGUUUGCCAGGAGACGGACAGACUCCAUUUAG
Chelmon rostratus (copperband butterflyfish) is the source of this 621-nucleotide messenger RNA. Its product is annotated as Ras-related and estrogen-regulated growth inhibitor-like protein. The transcript is spliced from 4 exons. Gene Ontology annotation, molecular function: GTPase activity; GTP binding. The record is from RefSeq and is a predicted model, not a curated record. NCBI's taxonomy places the organism in Eukaryota, Metazoa, Chordata, Actinopteri, Chaetodontiformes, Chaetodontidae. Bases 16 to 621 code for a protein of 201 amino acids.